GUUUAAGUAGAAAAUUACGCCAAGAUGGGACUACAUAUAUUUUGGCCAGCAACAACAUGUUUAACGCUUUUCGUUGUUUGCGUUAUAAUGAUUCUACUAAAAUACGGAUCUCGUAUUUGUAAAUUACGGCAUUCGCCGUUACCUUCCGAUCAAGAAUGGGAAGAGAAGGCAUAUUCUCGAAAACUUUCUGUCUCUAUGGCGUAAAAAGAAGUAGAUAUCACCACUUGUUUUCAUAUCAUAUUACAGAUCUGUUUGCAUUAUAAAAAAUUGAAACUAAAUCAAAACUUUAACACGUAGGAACAUGCUUAUUUUAUAUCUAAGCAUCAGAAUCUCAUAGAUAAUCGCUUAAAUGAAUAUCUACAAAGUAACAUCUUUCUUCGAUUUUAAAGUAGCAUAGUUGUGUGUCUUAAAAGUUAAUGCUACAUAUCUUUUAUAUGUUACCUUUUUAUAUAUAGUAUAAGUAUCUCUAACAAUUCCGUCCAUUUGUACGUGCAAUCGUAUCCGGUCAAAUUUUAAAACAUCGUGUCACGAAAAUUGGCAAAGUAAUUCUAUUCUUCUUUAAUAUACAAUGCGUAAAUUGUGACAAUAAAAUUUGGAUUAAAAUACGUUUCGUAACACAUGCAGAUCGAAGAUUGAAUUAUUUUUAAUGUAAAAAAAGACAAACGUCCGUCCAAUGUUUUAGUAUUUAACAUUAAUCAUGUAAUGACAAUUUUAUCUACGAACUUUUACACUUUUUAUAUGGGUUUUCUUUACGAAUAAAAAAGCUUGUCUUUAUAUAAAUUA
Megachile rotundata (alfalfa leafcutting bee) is the source of this 783-nucleotide messenger RNA. RefSeq names its product wurmchen 2 transmembrane micropeptide (gene wrm2). The record is from RefSeq and is a predicted model, not a curated record. NCBI's taxonomy places the organism in Eukaryota, Metazoa, Arthropoda, Insecta, Hymenoptera, Megachilidae.